CGGCCACCGGCCACCGUUCACCAGACUCCGCCGGCCGCAGUAUCGCCGCACGCUCCACGCCGAACAGCAGCCGCGCCAUGCCUCCGGACUCCAAGACUCUGCUGCUCUUCGCGGUCUGUUUGGUGGCAGCACUGGCCAAACCUCCACCUGGAUACGUGAAGAAGCCGGACCAAGAUGAGCACCCGCCGCGCUACGAGUUCGGCUACGAGGUGCGCGACGAGCAGGGCGCGCGGCAGGGCCACGAGGAGGCGCGCGACGGCGAGCACGCGGCCGGCCGCUACUUCGUCGCGCUGCCCGACGGCAGCACGCAGACCGUCAGCUACACCGCCGACGACUGGGGCUUCCACCCGCUCGUCUCCUACUCGCGCUCCUCACAGACCUCCGCCAGCAGCGCCCGCAUCGCGCUGGGAGAGGAGGCCGUCGCCGCGCUGCACGGCAAGCAAGUAGGGAAGAAACUGAAACUUCCGAGUUCCAAAGUAGCUGUCCAGCCGCAGGCGACAGUAGGAGCUACUGUGGUGCAACCAGUCGUCCCAGUUUCUCCAGCAGUGACCGUAGUUACUCCCGCUCCUGUGACGCAGGCGACGCCAGUAGCAGCUGUGGUGUUGCCCGCCAACCAGCAGCAAGAGCAGGUGGUGGCUGUCACUGCCGGAGGGUCCGCAGCGUCGGCCUACCAGCAGCAGAACGCCGUCUACCAGCAGCAGGGGGCUGCCUACCAACAGGCUGGGGCUGGAGUCUCCUCGGCCUUCCAGAGACAGGGCGCCGCCAUCACUGUACCUGUAGCGGCCCAGAUCAACGCGCUGGCCCAGGAAGGCUCGUCUGGAGCUGAAUCCGUUCAAGUAGCAGGCCUCCAGCAGCAGCAGUACUUAGUCGCACCAGCUGCCCAGCAAGUACUUGUUUCCACAGCAGACCAAGCGUCGCAGGCGGUUGUCUCAGAAAGCAUCACAGGAAGACGACCCACUUACGUACCAGGAAUACAGCGAAUCAGAACGCAGCCGACGUUAUACCAGUCUGUAGCCUCUGGUGCCGGAGGUUCGCAGCAGCAAGCCUACACUGGGAUAUCGAAUGCAGGACUGAACUCAUAUUCUUACCAAGAUGCGGCCGUGCAGGGCGUCAGUGUGAAAUCCAGUGGUGCAUCCGGCUACCAGUCUGCUGCCACAGGAGGAACGACAGUACUCACUACAACACCGUCACCUCUGUUGAUACAGACCACACCUGGUCCAUAUGAGCAAACAGAAAAUUCACUAGUUACCACCACUGGAGUACCAAUUUUAUCUGCUCAGCAAGAGCAACAGGGAUCAGGUGUUGACACAGUGUCGACACUCAUUGUCCCUUCACAGGCUCCGCAGUUCGCUCAAGUCGUAGCCGCGCAAGCGCAGGAAGUAACUGGAGCACAAAGUGUAGGCUAUCAAGCAGUGAACAAUUACCAGGCUACUGCUGGUGGAGUUGAAUAUAAUUCUGUGAACAGUCUUCCUACGCCUCAGGCUUUAAUUUCACCUUACGAUAAUAGAGGUGCCGCUCAGAUUUCGUCUUACGUUGCUGACGCAAAUGCGGCGUUGUUAUAUGGCUCAAGGAAAGCGGUCCGGUUGCCAAACGUGGGAAGCACCCUAUCGACUGCUCAAGCCUCAGUUUCUUAUAAUGAGGGCAGCAACCAAGUGGUCGAAUACAACGCUGUAACACCCGCAAGCGUCAGAACGUCCUUGAGACCCAUUGUCGUGGCUGACUUCCAAGAGAGUCAGCAGAAUAUCGCUACAGUCACACCGUCCCCAUUAGGUGUUUCAUAUUCGAGCACACCAUCUACCCCGAUAGUGGUGCCCGAUUUCAGCUCUUCCGCAGCAGGUUCAGCGUCUUCUGGCUCGUACUCUGGUUAUUCAGAGCAAGAAACUCAUGUCAGUACCCAACGGCCCAUAAUUGUCGAGUCCAGCACCACUUCAGGAUUGUACACCGCCAGCCCAACUGCAAGUUCUUUGGACGUCGUGACCAUCACACCGAGGCCCGAAGUGCUGCCAGUUCCUUCUGCCCUGGGAUCGUCGAGCCAGAAGCUCAGUAAAUAUGCAGUACAGGGACGCUUAUCGUCUUCCCAGUCAAGAUUUGGAGCUAAACUUAGAAGACCUUACUACUCAACAACGCCAGCUCCCCCACAGGUGACGGAGAAAGUUGAAGAGGAAUCCUCGAAUGUGGUAAUAUCUCAGAAUUCAAUACCAGCAGAGUACAAUUAUGACCAAAAUCAAGGAUUUCGCCUUCAAACAUCUCUGCCUACCAUUUCUUCCACGCCUGCUCCAGUAAUUUACAGUGAACAGUCCAGCGAGGAGGAAUCCAACGUCCAAAUAAACGUUAACCAAGUUGACAACGGAGUGCAGGUACAACAGGAUCAGCAACAGCUCCUCUUGGAAGCGGUCAAUGGACUGCAGUACGAUAUUGGCAAGUUACAGGAGCAGGCGGUUGUUAAGACGAGAGAAGAGGAGGAGCUCCUUCGGCAAGAGAAGCUGAGAGCUCAACAUCAGGUACAGCUGAUUAAGCAAGCUCUGGCCGAAACUGACGCCAAGUUGAAGGAACAGUCGUUGAAAGAGGCGCAGUUGCGAGCGCAGAUACAGGCCGAGAAACAGGCCAUCCAGAGUCAGCAGUCGUUGUCUUACAGCGCGGGAUCAGUCGCUCAGGGGCAGUACCAACCAGGGGUCAACCGGAUACCGAGGCCGGAGUUGGUCGCUGAGACUGUAGUACAGUCUUCCUACAACACACAAGCCGGUGGUGCCACAGUAGAGAAUUUCCCUCCUGUCAAGUACGUUAUACAGAGCAAUGCAGAAGAACUGCAGCCGAUCGACGCCUACCAGAAUGGGAAAGUCCUCCAGCCGAGCCUGAGGGUGACGCCACUCCAGCCGGCGCUCGUGAACCCCAUCGGGCCGGGCGGACUGUACCUGGUGUACGGAGGGAGGGUCCAACCGGUGGGCAGGCUGCCCGUGUUGUACAGCCAGCAGAGCUACGUGGACGCGAACCUGCUCAAGGCGCAGCAGCAACAGCAGCAGCAGACCUCUCUCAACUUCUUGGCCGACUUGCAGAAACAGGUGCAGGCUCAGUACCGGCAGGGGCUGGUGGUCGACGCCGGCGCCGGUGCGGCGCUGCCCGCGGUGAAGCAGCAGCUGACCUCGGGGCUGGUGGAGGCCCGGGUCCGCCAGCACGAGGCCGGCUCCAGCUCCAUCCGGCAGCUGCUGGAAGGCGAGAAGGAGAGCGCGGACAAGCACUCGGCCGAGGACGACCGGCCGCGCAUCACCAUCGAGCAGACCAAGUACGUCGAGGUGCAGAGGCCGCUGCCGCAGCCGACCGCACUCCCUGUGCCUUACCCUUUGCCGCAUCCAUUACAGGUGCCGCUUCAGCAACUGUUGCCACUUCCACCGUUGACACACCUCCCGUACAGGGAGUACCAGACGCUGUUUCCGACCAGGGCAGGCGCUCCUAAGGCCAUCAACUUCGGCCUGGCGGAGCUGUACCACGGACACGCUGACUUUAGGGGAGAGAGGUACGGCGUGCCGCGGCAGCGCCUGCGGCCCACCCCCAACUACUACUCGGCGCGCGGUCCUGCCCCCGGCCAGAAGUCCGGCCGCCGGAGGCCACCGGCCUACCAGCGCGGCCAGCUGCGCAAGCUGUGCAUCGAGUACGGCGGCUUCAAGCCUCCCAUCGUGCCCUCGCAGCAGAUCGACGACGACGACGCGCUCGACGUGCUGAGGGGCGGCGCGGGCCGCCGCGACAGACCGACUGACCAAUCGCGGAAACCGUCACCGCCGUGGCUGCGAGUCGUGCAGUGUUUCGGCUGCAGCGUGAGAGACACGCUACAUACCGCUGGUUCACACUAG
Schistocerca americana (American grasshopper) is the source of this 3845-nucleotide messenger RNA. RefSeq lists its product as uncharacterized. Lineage: Eukaryota; Metazoa; Arthropoda; Insecta; Orthoptera; Acrididae. Bases 78 to 3845 code for a protein of 1255 amino acids. The record is from RefSeq and is a predicted model, not a curated record. The transcript is spliced from 7 exons.